UACCAAUAUCUUAUAUCCACCUGGCAACAGCCAUCGAUUUUACCGCCUCUUCCGCUGAAGAUCGUAAAUUGAACAGAAGCAGAUUUUUCCCGUGCUCGUCGUCAACACGGACAAGGUUUUACUUUUCUUCCUUAAUUUGCUUCUUCCAAUUUCUCUCUGAAGUUUCCUGAAACUAUCAUGUUAUCAUCAGAUUUUAUUAGGAUAAUUAAGUGUAAUUGAGUGUUUUAUCCAUGGAAAAUUACCCCUAUAAUAAGAACGAGCCAUACCCUUACCCCUAUGAUCCUCCUCCUCAUCUAAACUAUGGGCAUCCACCACCACCACCGCCGCCUGAUAUAGAUCCAUAUCACCAAUCUCCUUAUCAGUAUCCAUACAAUCCUCCACAUGCUUAUCAAUAUCUGCCGUCUGCAUAUUCUCUACCACCACCACCACCACAUCAUCUUUCAGCGUCGUUUUCUGGGCCAGUUGACUAUAAUCCUAAUUUCCACCACCAUCCACCCCCACAUUUAGAAUCCCGUUCAGGCCCUUUAGAUUAUCAGUAUAAUGCACAAUCUCAUUCUGGGCCGCUUCCAUAUGGAUAUGGACCCCUUUCCCCUUUAACCUCACAACCAUCCCUCCAACAUAAUAGCAGUUUUCAAUAUGGCUCAUCACAUUACCACUAUCACCAAUCCACUCACCACCCGCCGCCUGAAACUAAUCCCCCAUCGCCAAGUAGAGGCAAUAGUUUGCAGAAUUUUCAUAGGCUGGAUGCUAUAUCUAAUAGGGAUGAUAAUCCUUCUUACCCUUCUCUUUACCCUCCUUUGGAUGAUCACAUGAGUAAGAUGCGAAUAUCUGAUACUAAUCAUGAUAACAAAAAUAAUAAUUACCCAACUGUCCCCACUUCAUCACCUGCACCUUCAGUGCCACCAUUGCCUGAUUCCCCUUUAAGUCAUCAGAGUUCAAAUUCCCCUUUAAGUCAUCAGAGUUCAAAUUUGAGUAGUCGUGGGGGUUUAUAUGGGUAUCCCAAUGACUCCUUCUCGAGUAACUAUGAAGGACCUUACUUCCAUGGCCGUUCAGAUUCUUUUGAUGGAUCACAACACAGCCCAAGUUCGCAGAUUGUGCCAAAGGGAUCUUUGAAGGUUUUGCUCUUACAUGGAAAUUUAGAUAUUUGGAUCUAUUGUGCUACAAAUCUUCCCAACAUGGAUAUGUUUCAUAAGACUUUGGGGGAUAUGUUUGGGGCACAAAUGGGUAAUAAGAUUACUAGUGAUCCAUAUGUCACAGUGUCAGUAGCACAUGCUGUGGUUGGAAGGACCUAUGUGAUAAGCAAUAGCGAAGAUCCUGUUUGGCAGCAACAUUUUUAUGUUCCCGUUGCACAUUAUGCUGCUGAAGUGCACUUUUCUGUUAAAGAUAGUGAUGUUGUGGGAUCAGAGUUGAUAGGAGUUGUGGCAAUUCCGGUAGAACAGAUAUACUCCGGUGCAAAGGUUGAAGGAAUCUAUCCAGUCCUGAAUAGUAGCGGGAAACCAUGUAAGCAAGGAGCUUCCUUGACUCUUUCAAUACAGUAUACCCCAAUGGAGCAUCUAAGCAUUUAUCAUCAAGGAGUGGGAGCAGGUCCUGAAUAUAUUGGUGUCCCUGGCACAUAUUUUCCUCUUAGGAAGGGCGGUACUGUGACUCUCUAUCAAGAUGCUCAUGUUCCUGAUGGGUGUCUCCCACAACUAAGGCUUGAUCGCGGAAUAUGUUAUGAGCAUGGGAAAUGUUGGGCUGACAUCACAACUGCCAUAAGUCAGGCACGGCGUUUAAUCUACAUAACAGGGUGGUCGGUGUGGCAUAAAGUUAAACUGGUACGGGAUGCUGGUCCAGCAUUCGAUUCCACCCUAGGGGAGCUUCUAAGAUCAAAGUCUCAGGAAGGAGUAAGAGUGCUACUUCUUGUUUGGGAUGACCCUACUUCAAGGAGCAUUUUGGGUUAUAAGAUGGAUGGAGUCAUGCAAACGCAUGAUGAGGAAACACGUCGUUUUUUCAAGCAUUCAUCUGUGCAAGUACUUCUUUGUCCCCGCAUGGCUGGAAAACGACAUAGUUGGGCCAAACAAAAGGAAGUUGGAACAAUCUAUACGCACCACCAGAAAACGGUGAUAGUAGAUGCCGAUGCUGGAAAUAAUAGAAGGAAAAUCAUAGCUUUUGUUGGUGGCCUUGAUUUAUGUGACGGGCGAUAUGACAAUCCACACCAUCCUCUGUUUAGGUCAUUGGAAACACUACAUAAAGAUGAUUAUCACAACCCUACCUUUACGGGAAGUACUGCUGGUUGCCCAAGAGAACCAUGGCAUGACUUGCACUCUAGAAUUGAUGGUCCAGCAGCAUAUGAUGUUUUAACCAACUUUGAGGAGCGUUGGCUAAAGGCUGCAAAACCACAAGGGAUCAAAAAGCUGAAAUUGUCAUAUGAUGAUUCUUUGCUCAAGCUGGACAGAAUUCCAGAUAUCAUAAGUGCAGCUGAUGCUCUUUCUAUGGAUACAAAUGAUCCUGAAGGUUGGCAUGUUCAGAUCUUUCGUUCAAUUGAUUCUAAUUCAGUAAGAGGCUUCCCAAAGGAUCCUAAGGAUGCCACAAGCAAGAAUCUAUUGUGUGGUAAAAAUGUACUCAUUGACAUGAGCAUACAUACCGCAUAUGUGAAGGCUAUUCGUUCUGCUCAACACUUCAUUUAUAUAGAGAAUCAAUAUUUUAUUGGGUCCUCAUAUAAUUGGAGUUCAUAUAAAGACUUAGGUGCUAACAAUUUGAUUCCUAUGGAAAUCGCUCUCAAGAUUUCCGAUAAAAUCAGAGCGAAUGAGAGAUUUGCUGCAUAUAUAGUUGUUCCAAUGUGGCCUGAAGGUGCUCCAACUGGUGCUGCUACACAAAGGAUUUUAUUUUGGCAGCACAAAACUAUGCAAAUGAUGUAUGAGACAAUCUACAAGGCUCUAGUGGAGGUUGGGCUUGAAGGUGCAUCUUCACCGCAAGAUUACUUGAACUUUUUUUGUCUUGGCAAUCGAGAGGCUAUGGAUGGGAGUGAAGUUAGAACUACGGGAAGUCCUGCUGCAAAUACCCCCGAGACCCUUAGUCGAAAGAGCCGUCGGUUCAUGAUUUAUGUUCAUUCUAAAGGAAUGAUUGUUGAUGAUGAAUAUGUACUAUUGGGAUCUGCAAAUAUCAAUCAGCGAUCUAUGGAAGGCACAAGAGACACAGAAAUCGCAAUGGGAGCCUACCAACCCCGAUAUACAUGGGCAAGAAAAUUAUCAAACCCAUAUGGACAGAUCUAUGGAUAUAGGAUGUCGCUAUGGGCAGAACAUCUUGGAAUUAUGGAGGAUUGCUUUACACAACCAGCUAGUUUGGAAUGUGUAAGAAGGGUUAGAACACUGGGGGAGAUGAACUGGAAUCAGUUUGUCGCAGAUGAUAUAACGGAAAUGAGGGGUCACCUUAUUAAGUAUCCAGUUGAAGUUGAUCGUAAGGGGAAGGUGAAGCCAAUUCCUGGACAUGAAACAUUCCCAGAUGUAGGAGGAAAUAUAACUGGCUCAUUUUUCGCCAUUCAGGAGAAUCUCACCAUCUGAACAACCGAAAUUACAAGGUAAAUAGAAAGAAAUACAAUUUUGAAGAUAUAUGUUAUAAUGCCGUGGAUAUGAUUGUGUUAAAUCUCUUUCGCAUUGGCAA
This is a messenger RNA of Pistacia vera, 3639 nucleotides long. RefSeq names its product phospholipase D beta 2-like. Gene Ontology annotation, molecular function: D-type glycerophospholipase activity. Lineage: Eukaryota; Viridiplantae; Streptophyta; Magnoliopsida; Sapindales; Anacardiaceae. Bases 231 to 3539 code for a protein of 1102 amino acids. Gene Ontology annotation, cellular component: plasma membrane. Gene Ontology annotation, biological process: phospholipid catabolic process. The transcript is spliced from 11 exons. The record is from RefSeq and is a predicted model, not a curated record.